UUUUUUUGUCAAGACACAUUUUUUUUGCGUCUUAAACAUGUCACAUAGUUUGCCAGUUUAACGGUUUAGUUAUCUUUGACCUGCUAACUAUUACCGCUCUUCCGGAAUUGCUCACUUGUUUUUCUAUCGCUAGCCCCGUUUGCUAAGUUGCUAGCUGCCCGACUCCAAUCCAAAUCAGACAUUGCCAGGCCUACCAGCUCUAGGGGGUGUUCAUUUUGUUUAAUAAAUAGCUAGUUAGCACGUAUCUACGUCAGCUACCUGUUGACAGGUGAACUUGAAUGGCUAGCUAACUGUAUUACCUUGACUAAAGUAUGUCUUGCCCAUGCACAUCGGCCGCGAGGAUAUUCUUGAAUUCAGCACAGAGAGGGCUGUCUUGUUCUCGGGUUCAGCUCUAUGCUUUGAGCAGACCUGGUUGGGGUUUUCGUGAAGCUCCUCUACCUCGCAUAGUCCAAGUGAGAUCCUUCCAUGAAACUGCAGUAUGUUUUGCCUCUAAAGAUGGAACGACUAAGGAUGGAUCCAGCGAUGGGGGAAAGAAGAGCAUCAGUGAAGGAAAGAGAUUGGCGGGCUCUUCUGGUGGAUCAGGGAAGGGGGGUAACCAGCUGCACUGUCCCAAAUGUGGAGACCCAUGUACACAUGUGGAGACCUUUGUAUCGUCAACACGUUUUGUAAAGUGUGAGAAAUGCCAUCACUUCUUCGUGGUUCUCUCUGAGACGGACUCUAAGAAGGGCCUGAAUAAAGAAGCAGAGUCGCCCGCUGAGGCUGUCAAAAUGGCUUUCGCACAGAAACCUCCCCCGCCACCCAAAAAGAUCUAUGCCUACCUGGACAAGUACGUAGUGGGUCAGUCCUAUGCAAAGAAAGUGCUGGCGGUAGCUGUGUAUAAUCACUACAAGAGAAUCUACAACAACAUCCCUGCUGGGAGCAGACAGGUGGAGGUGGAGAAACAGGCCUCGCUCACUCCACGAGAACUAGAGACGAGAAGACGGGAGGAUGAGUACAGAUUCACAAAACUCCUUCAAAUAGCAGGGAUCAGUCCCCAUGGCAACGCCCUGGGAGCCUCCAUGCAGCAACAGGCCACUCAGCAGGCUCCUCAGGAGAGGAGGGGCGGAGACGUGUUAGACUCCACACACACCGACAUCAAACUGGAGAAGAGCAACAUCGUGCUGCUAGGCCCCACCGGAUCAGGCAAGACAUUGUUGGCCCAGACCCUGGCCAAGUGUCUAGAUGUACCCUUUGCCAUCUGUGAUUGUACCACCCUGACCCAGGCUGGCUACGUGGGGGAGGACAUCGAGUCUGUUAUCGCCAAGCUGCUGCAGGAUGCAAACUACUCUGUGGAUAAAGCACAGCAAGGCAUAGUGUUUCUCGAUGAGGUGGACAAGAUCGGCAGUGUUCCUGGGAUCCACCAGCUCAGAGACGUAGGGGGAGAAGGUGUACAACAGGGUCUGCUCAAACUCCUGGAGGGCACGAUAGUGAACGUUCCAGAGAAGAACUCCAGGAAGUUGAGGGGAGAGACGGUGCAGGUGGACACCACUAACAUCCUGUUCGUAGCGUCAGGGGCCUUCAAUGGACUCGACAGAAUUGUCAGCAGACGGAAGAAUGAAAAGUACCUGGGCUUUGGCACGCCCUCCAACAUGGGUAAGGGUCGUCGUGCGGCGGCAGCAGCUGACCUGGCUAACAGUAGUGAACAGACCGACAUGGUGGCAGAGAUGGAGGAGAAGGACCGGCUGCUGAAGCUCGUGGAGGCCCGGGACCUCAUUGAGUUUGGGAUGAUCCCGGAGUUUGUCGGGCGUCUGCCUGUGGUGGUGCCUCUACACAGUCUGGAUGAAGAGACGCUGGUCCGUAUCCUGACAGAACCUCGCAACGCCGUCAUACCACAGUACCAGGCCCUGUUCAGCAUGGACAAGUGUGAACUGAACGUAACGACAGAUGCUCUGAGGGCCAUCGCCAGGCUGGCUCUGGAGAGAAAGACUGGAGCCCGAGGCCUGAGGUCCAUCAUGGAGAAGCUUCUUCUGGAGCCCAUGUUCGAGGUGCCAUGUUCAGACAUCAUGUCUGUGGAGUUAACCAAGGACGUCGUCUUGGGCAAAUCAGAACCACAAUACGUCAGGGCUCCAGCAGAGGAGGACUACGACUCUGGUAUUGAAGAGGAGAACUGGCCCAGACAGGUGGAUGCGGCAGCUAACAACUGAUCGGAUCUCCCUCCCCCUGUCCAGUCAUUCAUUUCAACAACCGUCACAUCUACAAUCAUUUAGAACACCUUCUAGAACAUUUGGAAGCCAACUGUAGGUUCCUGGAAUUCCAGCCCCUGAGCCAUCUAAACAGACCUCCGUCAGGCUCUGUAGACCACUACUAAAACCACACCAUAAAAGUGUUUUCAUAAUGAACAACACGGAUUUGAGCUCUAGAAGUACCUUUUUUUGGGGGGGGUCCUAUGAAUUGGACAGUAGGCUAAUUCUUUAAGUUGUUAGAAAAUGAAAAUGGACCUGCUAUAGUGUAUAUAUUUAAAAAUGGUUGGGGUAGGUUGUGUAAUUUGUCUGUUCUCUCUCUUGUGUUGUGGUGAUGACAGAUUGAAAUGACAAUGGAAACAAAUAUAACAGGAUUGGGAUCAUAUUUUACACUUGAAGACUUAACCAGGACUAGGAAUGUUCCGUUUUACUAUCAAAUCAAAGUUUAUUUGUCACGUGUGCUGAAUACAACACAAUACAGUGAAAUGCUUCAUUACAGGCUCUAACCAAUAGUGCAGAAAAAGGUAUUAGGUGAACAAUAGGUAAGUAAAGAAAUAAAACAACAGUAAAAAGACAGGCUGUAUACAGUAGCAAGGCUAUAAAAGUAGCGAGGCUACAUACAGACACCGGUUAGUCAGGCUGAUUGAGGUAGUAUGUACAUGUAGAUAUGGUUAUCGUCAAUGUUACAUAACAGUAUACAACUAAUGCCCUGACUGUCACCAGCAGACCGGGGUUUAAAUACUAUUUGAAAUUGUUCACAUACACACACACACACACACACACACACACACAUACACACAUACACACACACACACACACACACACAUACACA
Oncorhynchus tshawytscha (Chinook salmon) is the source of this 3051-nucleotide messenger RNA. RefSeq names its product ATP-dependent Clp protease ATP-binding subunit clpX-like, mitochondrial. NCBI's taxonomy places the organism in Eukaryota, Metazoa, Chordata, Actinopteri, Salmoniformes, Salmonidae. Gene Ontology annotation, cellular component: mitochondrial matrix. Gene Ontology annotation, molecular function: ATP binding; ATP hydrolysis activity; ATP-dependent protein folding chaperone. The transcript has 15 exons. The record is from RefSeq and is a predicted model, not a curated record. Bases 312 to 2183 code for a protein of 623 amino acids. Gene Ontology annotation, biological process: proteolysis; protein folding; protein catabolic process.